This is a messenger RNA of Funneliformis mosseae, 474 nucleotides long. The record is from the annotation of a GenBank genome assembly. Lineage: Eukaryota; Fungi; Glomeromycota; Glomeromycetes; Glomerales; Glomeraceae.
AUGGAGCAAACUUAUGCUUUUUCCUGUCAACGCUGUAAACAACCCUUAAAAAUUGAUGAAACGCUAGCGGAUCUGGAUGCAGAUUCCGUAGAUAUCUUGUUAGCAAGUCCGGAGGAGAGUAUAACUUCAAGAUAUACAGACCACCGGCUCGGAAAUACCGGAAUCAAGACGAGUUCUAAACAAAUUUCCUUUAAUGAUAUUGAAGAUAAUAAUGAACUGUCAGCGUCAAACUCAAGAUCUGUUUCUUCCCCAAGGAAUCCUUCUGGACUUUCGCGAUCUCCUAAUGGAAGCAUUAGUAACAAAGAAUCGUUCUUAGCACCCUCUGAAUCAUAUGUAAUGUUAUCACGUUCACAAGUCGCACCACAUCAUAACGAUCAUUCGUUACCAGAGCGAAAUUCACUUGAUGGAAAAGCCGAAGAAAGAAAAAAAGCGGAUUGGAGUAAUCGACUUAAAAUCGCAAAUCGAUUAUUUGAU